Molecule: messenger RNA, 1454 nt
Organism: Malania oleifera
Lineage: Eukaryota; Viridiplantae; Streptophyta; Magnoliopsida; Santalales; Ximeniaceae
Exons: 5
Coding region: 178-1044 (288 amino acids)
Molecular function (GO): tRNA binding
Source: RefSeq, a predicted model, not a curated record
GUCCGCCCUACGAUGGUCCUUUCCUUCUCAGCCUCAGUUUUCUCUACGAUUUGCAGAGAAAAAGAAAGGAGGAAAAUGUGAAAUAGUAGAGCCAGGCCUCCACGUGUCAGCAGACGGUACGCGGCGAUAAGGAGGGCAAAACGGCAAAUCCGGGUGGUGGAGACCGGCUGAGUAGCAAUGGUGGUUGCUAGCGUGUUGAGAGGCGGUGUCCUUGUGCGUUCUAGCUGCAGCCUAGGUGGUUGUCCUUCUCUUGCGCCUUCCCUACUCUCUUCACGCCCUCCCGUUUCAUCUUUCCCUUCGCCGUUCUCCGGUUAUGAAAUAAAAAUAGCAGCAACGGCGAGAAAGAACGUGCUUUUGUUUCCCUUCUUCUGCACCCAAGUGGAUUCUGCUUCGGCGUUGACCUUCUCAUCUUCUAUUGCUCAGGCACCGCCAAUACCCCCUACAGAUCAGGCAAAGGAUGGUUCUAACUUUUCCACUACACCUUCGUCCUCCAACGACCCAUUAAAGGACGCGGUAGACAUGCUAGACAUCAGAGUUGGGCGCAUACUUAAAGCUUGGAAACAUGCAGAAGCUGAAUCUCUAUACGUGGAAGAGGUGGAUGUUGGUGAGCCAGAGCCCAGAAUCAUCUGCAGCGGCCUCGUCAACUAUAUACCUCUAGAACACCUUCAGGGAAAAAAAGUAGUUGUCCUUGCUAAUCUGAAGCCGAGGAAUAUGCGCGGUAUCAAGUCAUGUGGAAUGCUUCUGGCUGCUUCUGAUGCGUCACAUGAGAAUGUUGAGCUUCUUGUGCCUCCAGACAGUUCAGUCCUUGGUGAAAGAAUAUGGUUUGGCACGGAAGAAGAAAAAGAGAACCAACCUGAUGCUGCCACACCCAAUCAGCAUCAAAAUUUCCUACGGCAAAGGAUUCAGAAGAAAAAGGUGUGGGAGUUGGUGCAGCCCAAUCUAAAGACAGAUGGUUCUUGUGUUGCUACACUUGGGGUGCAUUUCAUGCGGACAAUGGCAGGUGUUGUGGUGUGCAAAUCUCUGAAGAAUGCAAGAAUAUCCUAAUCUAGGAAUUUUAUGCAAACAUGACAGCUUCUUGAUGAUGCCCAUCCAUCUAACUUGCCGUAGCAAACUUCUUGAACUAGUUUGUGGAACAUUGAUUUGGUGCAUGGUAUACUGUUGUUCAGGGGCAAAGAUUCUCUGGUUGGUUCGGUUCCUGUUAUUGUAAAUUUGGCAUGUGGCUGUGUUACCUUAGAAAAUGGGUUAUCUAUUGUAAUGAGUAGUGAGCUUUGGAGCCCGCUUGUUAUUGCAAGUUUUUUCAUAUGAAAGAACGAGAAGACAGGACUUGGUAUUGCUUCUAAUGGGCACGAGAGCUCCAGAGACCUAAAAAGAUUGGAGGCCCUUAUAGCCUAUUUGGCUAUGGGUGUAUGCUUUUUUUAUUUUUAUUUUUAUAAUUAUAAAAAAAUAUUAGAGAC